CUCGUCGUCGUCGUCUCUCUCCCUCUCGUCGUCCCCGUUCUUCCCUUUCGCCACCAUGCACCACCUCUCUGCGUCUACCUCUGCCGUCCGCCGCCAGGCCGCAAAGGCCGUCAAGCCGGUUCUUGCCCGCGGCGCGCACAAGGAGAUCAAGUUCUCCAACGAGGGUCGUGCUGCCAUCCUCCAGGGCGUUGACGUCCUUGCCAACGCUGUCUCUGUUACCCUCGGUCCCAAGGGUCGCAACGUCAUCAUCGAGCAACCUUUCGGCGGCCCGAAGAUCACCAAGGAUGGUGUUACUGUAGCAAAGUCAAUAACGCUCAAGGACAAGUUUGAGAACCUCGGUGCUCGUCUCGUCCAGGAUGUUGCGCAAAAGACGAACGAGAUUGCCGGUGACGGCACGACCACCGCGACCGUCCUCGCGCGUGCCAUCUACUCGGAGGGUGUCAAGAACGUCGCUGCUGGCUGCAACCCCAUGGACCUCCGCCGUGGUUCCCAGGCCGCCGUCGAGCGUGUCGUCGACUUCCUCUCGAAGCAGGCAAAGACGAUCACCACGACCGCCGAGAUUGCCCAGGUCGCAACCAUCUCCGCGAACGGCGACGCGCACGUCGGCAACCUCAUUGCGCAGGCCAUGGAGAAGGUCGGCAAGGAGGGUGUCAUCACCGUCAAGGAGGGCCGCACGAUUGAGGACGAAAUCGAGAUCACGGAGGGCAUGCGCUUCGACCGCGGCUACAUCUCCCCCUACUUCGUGACCGACGUCAAGAGCCAGCGCGCGGAGUUCGAGAAGCCGCUCAUCCUCCUCUCUGAGAAGAAGAUCAGCGCGCUCCAGGACAUCCUCCCCACACUCGAGAUUGCUGCUCAGUCGCGUCGUCCCCUCAUCAUUAUCGCGGAGGACAUUGACGGCGAGGCGCUCGCGGCGUGCAUCGUCAACAAGCUCCGCGGCCAGCUCCAGGUGUGCGCGGUCAAGGCGCCCGGCUUCGGUGAUAACCGCAAGUCCAUCCUUGGUGACCUCGCCAUCCUCACCGGCGGUACUGUGUUCACCGACGAGCUCGACAUCAAGCUCGAGCAGGCCACCGCGGACAUGCUCGGUUCGACCGGCUCGAUCACGAUCACGAAGGAGGACACUAUCGUCCUGAACGGCGCGGGCUCGAAGGACGCCAUCCAGGCGCGCUGCGAGCAGAUCCGCUCGCUCGUCGAGGACCGCACGACGUCCGACUACGACCGCACCAAGCUUCAGGAGCGCCUUGCCAAGCUUUCCGGCGGUGUCGCCGUGAUCAAGGUCGGCGGCUCGUCCGAGGUCGAGGUCGGCGAGAAGAAGGACCGGUAUGACGACGCGCUGAACGCGACGCGCGCGGCUGUCGAGGAGGGUAUCCUGCCCGGUGGUGGUGUCGCGCUCUUGAAGGCAUCGCUCGCGUUGACGUCUGCGUCGCAGGCGGGCCAGCCCUCGACGCCUUCGUCGCCUGACGCGAAGCCCAUCCCGACCGCGAACUUCGACCAGGACCUCGGUGUCUCCAUCAUCAAGCGCGCGCUCACCCAGCCGUCGCGCACGAUCCUGAAGAACGCGGGCGAGGAGUCGUCCGUCAUCGUCGGCACGCUCCUGAACUCAUACGGCGCGGCGGACAAGUUCUCGUGGGGUUACGACGCGAGCAAGGGCGAGUACGUCGACAUGAUCCAGGCCGGGAUCGUCGACCCGCUCAAGGUCGUGCGUACGGCGCUGAUUGAUGCCGCGGGUGUCGCGUCGCUGCUCACGACGAGCGAGGCGUGCGUCGUCGAGGCCGACGAGCCCAAGCCUGCAGGCGGUGCGCCUGGCGGCAUGGGCGGAAUGGGUGGCAUGGGCGGUAUGGGCUUCUAAGCGGGUCGUAGACUUGCGGCCGUGCAUUAAGCCGGCGGUGCCUUCAAAAGUACUCUCUAGUGCUCGUGCUAGUUCUCGAUCCCACCCUCACACUCACGUUGUUCUCGUCGCGCAUUUUCCUGGCUUUGGUCUGUCGGUCUUACAUGCUGCUUACUGCUAUCCUACAUCCAUACAUACGUACUAUUCGCCCACUAGUGUACUCGCUCUCUGUUCCCGUCAAUCUCGCUCACGCUACAUGCACUGCAAUGACAUGACAUCCCCACUCC
Trametes versicolor FP-101664 SS1 is the source of this 2112-nucleotide messenger RNA. RefSeq names its product chaperonin GroL. The record is from RefSeq and is a predicted model, not a curated record. The transcript is spliced from 4 exons. Bases 56 to 1846 code for a protein of 596 amino acids. Gene Ontology annotation, cellular component: mitochondrial matrix; mitochondrial inner membrane. NCBI's taxonomy places the organism in Eukaryota, Fungi, Basidiomycota, Agaricomycetes, Polyporales, Polyporaceae. Gene Ontology annotation, molecular function: ATP binding; protein-folding chaperone binding; ATP-dependent protein folding chaperone. Gene Ontology annotation, biological process: protein refolding; mitochondrial unfolded protein response; apoptotic mitochondrial changes.